Molecule: messenger RNA, 1196 nt
Organism: Laccaria bicolor S238N-H82
Lineage: Eukaryota; Fungi; Basidiomycota; Agaricomycetes; Agaricales; Hydnangiaceae
Exons: 8
Coding region: 279-1196 (305 amino acids)
Source: RefSeq, a predicted model, not a curated record
UUAUAUCCUUCCAAGAUGACGCUUAUCCGGGCAGUGAUGAAGGUGAUCCCGUAGCCCUUGUCAAUGCAACCGCCAAUACAGCAGCUGAUCAAAAGGCUAAGCCUACAUCAGAUGGACCAGAUUCAAAAUUCACGAAACGCGCUCGGUUGACUAAUACUUGGAACUACCAUGAUUCCGCCUGGCUAUCAACAACCAAAGAUGAGAUCGUUUACACGGAUGGAGUUAUCGUCUCCAAAAAUUACUUCCCCUACGGUGACAGCCAGUUAUUUCCAGGAUACAUGGUCAUCAAUUCCAAGGGUGAAAAAGGCUUUGUGGAACAGGAGAUAUUUACACGAAGUAAACCCACAACGCUCGCAGACGCUUGGUUCAUUUAUUCAAUUCCUCGUCAGCGUCAGUCAAAAAGAGAUCGUCAAAAAGUCGUCAAGGUCAUAAAAGUCAUGAACCUGAGCAAAGCAGCUCCCACCAAGGUCAAGCAAGGUCAACUACCUCCUGCUCCUCCUCUUCAUCCAACUCCACAUCCCAACCCCAGUCAACCUCCUCACAAGCACCUUCAACACAACAGCACACACGCCAAUACCCACGAGCACGAGGGCUUCUUGGCGGGUUAUCCAGAGCUGAAGAGAUGGGCCAAGAUCGAAUCCGCUCCAAAAUUCUGGCUUUCCCCCAUCAACUAUGUGUUCCUUUACCCUCUCAUUUGGUAUCUCUUCGUCGUCUUUCAUGCUUUCUUGAGCAUUCCCCUGCCCUUCUACUCUUUCUUCAUCAUUUACCUUCCCUGUCCCUUCGUCUUUUCUCUCGAUGGAUUUACCUCCCUCACCAACACCACAAACCUUCCUCCCCCUACCGGUCCUAACACUCCCACUCGUACUCCCUCCACCACCAACGGCUGUAGCCCCAGCGCGCUUAACAGUCUCACCCAACUCCAACUCUCCGCUCCCGUUAUCGGGUGUGCAGCAGGAGAGUGGUGGGAGAAGAGAGCAGGUCCGCCAUGCUCGGUUCGUCCCUUUCGGAUAAUUGGGAUGGAGCGGUUCGUAGCCUCCUUCUGUUUCUGUUUCUGGCUCAGUUUGCGUGUCAGGACCACCGGAGGAACGUCAUCACCAGACGUAUUUAUCGGAACAUCAUCACCGAACGUAUCCCUCGGAACAUCAGAUAACCCAAUCAACCCCUCGACUCCAACACCAGGCCGUGGUCUAGGAUGA